GGAAUAGUAUGGAUGCCAGUGGUCCUCAUAUAUUCUUUACUUUAGUUUUCUUCUGUUCUUGACUUUCAUCCCUUUGUUCCAUCUUCUUCACUUAUCUUCUGCAUGAGUCACUGCCCAAAUUCAUUUACCACCAGAGGAAUGGAAACAAGUAAAUCAGAUGGAAAAAGAAGCAUAGAUGAAACUGUGCUGGCAGAAGAAGAUGAUGAAGAUGUUGAAGAAGAGAACAGAAAGAGGAGAGCAUUGAGUCAGUCCGGAAGCAAGCUGUCCAGUGGAGUGGCGGCGCAGCUGUUCUGUCAGGUGGAUGACUGCGGGGCGGACAUGAAAAAUGCAAAGCCGUACCACCGUCGCCAUAAGGCCUGUGAGAUUCAUGCAAAGGCUCCAUCAGUACUUAUCAAUGGAGUCCAUCAGCGCUUCUGUCAGCAAUGCAGCAGGUUUGACUUCUUCAUGGUCUACACACAUUCAGGUUUCAUGAAUUAGAGCAGUUUGACAAUGCUAAGAGGAGUUGCAGGAGACGUUUGGCAGGUCAUAAUGAGCGCCGGCGUAGAGUUACAUAUGAUUCUCAUGGAGAAGGGUCAAGCUGAAGAUGUAUAGUACCAACUGGAGACAAACAACUGCCUAGUUUGUACUCAUAAGAAGAUUAUAAUAACAUGUAGAGCACAUAGAUUAACAGUAUAAUUUCUUGAAUGCUCUCAAUCUUCUGUCAAUUUCUUGAGUUACAGAUUGUUUCCUUUAUAUCUGGUUUGCUAAUUCAAUCAUCCCCUCAUCCAAUCUCCUAAUAGGAAUUUGAAGAAGAAUAUAAAUAUUUGGAAAAAGUUUACUCCUUCC
This is a messenger RNA of Cuscuta epithymum, 825 nucleotides long. The record is from the annotation of a GenBank genome assembly. Lineage: Eukaryota; Viridiplantae; Streptophyta; Magnoliopsida; Solanales; Convolvulaceae.